CAAGGGACGUGAAUACUUAUGCAUCCCAGCCCCCUGUUAGUUCAUUUGUGGCAAUGAUAAGUUGAAGCCAGUCCCUCCUCCACCAGAGCUGGGCAGGAAGUGGGAUUGUCUACAAUCAGUUUGGCUGAAUUACGGCUUCACCAAUGGCAAUGGGGUCACUGGGGCUGAAGCAGUUUCUACAAAUCAAGCUCUCCAGCCUCUUCACAGACACACUCUGCUUUGUGGAAACAAGACUUUUAAUCCUGGACAUGCCACGUGUUGCCAAGUGAAGAAAGGAAACCAUGUAACAGGUCAUCUCACAGAGGGCAUAAGCCACACCGUGUCAGAGUGCUGUGGAGAGCGUGCCUUCGACCCACUCAACCACAUAUGCUGUGAGUCCAAAGUCUUGCUGAAACCUGCAGCGCAUGCCAGAUGCUGCGGUAAAGAAGCCUAUGAUGCUGACAUGAAAUUGUGUUGUGGUCUUAUGGGCAAAGACAUCAUCCUGCCAAAGAAGACCAAAGAAGACAAGUGUUGUGGCGACGUCACAUACAACCCCAUCAAGGAGUGCUGCUGCGACUCUCUUCUUGUGGAGGAUCGUAAUUGCUCUAAAUGUUGUGAGGAGGAUAGAGUCAGACCACCUCCUAACAUGACAGAACCUGGCUACAACACAACCAGUCACAUAUGCUGUGGCUCAACUCUGUCACUGAAGCUCGGGCCAAACACCAAGUGCUGCGGUCAAGAAGCCUAUGAUGCUGACAAGAAAUUGUGUUGUGGUGUUAAGGGCAAAGACAUCAUCCUGCCAAAGAAGACCAAAGAAAAGUGUUGUGGCAACGUCACAUACAACCCCAUCAAGGAGUGCUGCUGCUUUCGAGACUCUCUUCAUGUGGAGACUCGUAACUGCUCUAAAUGUUGUGAGGAGGAUCCAGUCAGACCACCUCCUGACAUGAUAGAACCUGGCUACAACACAACCAGUCACAUAUGCUGUGACUCAACUCUGUCACUGAAGCUCUGGCCAAACGCCAAGUGCUGCGGUCAAGAAGCCUAUGAUGCUGACAUGAAAUUGUGUUGUGGUCUUAUGGGCAAAGAAAGGAUCCUGACAAAGAAGACCAAAGAAGACAAGUGUUGUGGCAACGUCACAUACAACCCCAGUAUACAGUGCUGCUGCUUUCGAGACUCUCUUCAUGUGGAGACUCGUGGCUGCACUAAAUGUUGUGAGGAGGAUCCAGCCGUGCCUCCCGACAUGACAGAAACUGGCUACAACACAACCAGUCACAUAUGCUGUGACUCAACUCUGUCACUGAAGCUCUGGCCAAACGCCAAGUGCUGCGGUCAAGACAAAAAGGAUGGAGAGCGGGGCUCAGUGGACGGCAAGCCUCACCACCCAGCCAACCCUCACUCCGAGAUUUGCUGCAGUGGAUAUAGCUAUCCAAGAGCGGAAAACACCCAGUGCUAUGGUGUUCAGGCCUACAACAUUAGUAAUCCACAGAUGAGAUGCUGCGCAGGAAUGCUGUACAACCUCUCAACCGUGGGCAGCACUGGAGGGGAGCUGCAGUGCUGUGGAUCCAUCCUGAUGUCUAAAACAUCGGGAAAUGCACAGGGCCUUCCAAAAGUGUGUUGCAUGAGUCAAGAUCUGGAGCUGCUCUACACGGAACAGCCAGGCUUCAGCUGCUGUGGUCACCACUACUACAACACAUCUCUCUGGUCCUGCUGUGCUGGCAGAUUGAGCCCGACCAACAAGUCCAGAGGGCGUGCGAGCGGUGCCAGUAAAGUACCCAGGCUUAUAUCAGUGGACAACCUCAAUAAAACAACACUUUGUACCAAAUUGCGACUCGGGACAGUGGAGAGUGUGUCCAUUGAGAACAACAUGGCCACCGUUGUAUUCAGCAGUGUGUUUGAAAUUUAUGUAACGAACGGCACGAUGACAGUGCUGCCCUCCCACCAUGUGCUGAAUGUGACUGACCACUGCGGCGCCCUGCCACUGAUUUGUGGCAACACCUACCUGUGGGAUGAAGUGAACCUCCAUUUCCUCACCCGUUGCAACUUUCACUCUCCUUUUCAGUUACUUCAUUUCAUUCUUUCCAGGUGCCAUCUCUCUUAGAUAACUAUUUCCUAAUAUAUUACUGUAUACAUCACAACAUAUUUAUCAGCAAAAUAUGGAUUAAUUCACCUCAACAGAACGCUAAAGUAAAUUAAAGAAAAGCUAUCCUACGUAUAUUAAGCUACUGGCUGCACUGUCUUUCCAAAGCCACUAGGCAGUCUCUUGUAUUUUUGGAAGCUAAGUAAGAGUACCCCAUUAUUAUAACUGGGAGGCUUUAUACUGUACUUCCACUGUACUGUGCAAUCUCUAAAGUUGGUCAUUUUACUUUGACUUGGGUAUAUUUAUUGAGGUGCUAUACUUAGCUAUGUUUUAAAUCACAUAAUGGAGUGUCAAUUUUGCAGGUCGUCCAUAAAGCAUCCAAAACUGGACUAAACUGGAUUUACUAAAGUAAAUUUCUGACAUUUUAUGGUGCCGCUCACAGUGAACAAUCAGCCAGGAGUGUAAUUUGGUUGUACGUUGUUUGUAUAUUAAAAUGUAAGUCAGUAUCUUUAACUGUGACAGAUACUUUUUGUAGAUUUUUACAUUUGUACCCAGCAAACUAAAAUGACUCAGUUACUGUACUCUCUCCACCACUAGUACCUUUGCUUGUAGCAUCACAAAAGUGUAUUUUACAUUGAGCUGAAAAUACAGAAUGCAUUUUCCAUAAGCUAACCAGCUAAAUAAUUCUAUUUUUCUGAAUAUAUUGUGCUUUUCUUUCAUGGGAAUACAGUUUUUGUGUUGUAUUACGGUUUCGAAUCGUUUGCACAUAUGAUUUUGCCUGUGCAGUUGUAUGUUCACAUGUGAAAGACAUGAUUUUACAUAAAGCUAGGAAUGGAAAAGCACAUUAUAAUAUAUUGUGAAUUCAAAUGUGUUUAACUUGUAACACAGGAUGAUGGUCUUUUGUUCAAAAUGUGCCUGACAUGGAUAUAUUCAUAAAUAAAUGAAUUUAAUUUGA
Molecule: messenger RNA, 3011 nt
Organism: Myripristis murdjan (pinecone soldierfish)
Lineage: Eukaryota; Metazoa; Chordata; Actinopteri; Holocentriformes; Holocentridae
Product: galaxin
Exons: 13
Coding region: 443-2077 (544 amino acids)
Source: RefSeq, a predicted model, not a curated record